AUGAAUAAUUAUAUGCCGAAAAAUUUUGAUGAAAUAUUAAUAAAUCCAAAGGAUAAAUUGAGCAUAUUAAAAUUUUUUAUAAAUUUAAUAAAAUUUAAUAAUGAUCCAAUUUUAAGUAAAGAAUUAGAAAAAUAUUGUAGAAAUUGGCAAGAAGAAGAUGUGUUAAAUUUGAAAAAUAUAUGUAUUAUAUUAGGUACUCCAGGAAGCGGAAAAACAACAUUAAUAAAAUAUUUAUGUGAUAAAUUAAAUAUGAGAGAAUGUUACUACGAAUCUGAAUCACAAGAACAUAUUAAUUAUAUAAGGAAUAUCAAUGAAGAAGAAGAAAAUAGCCAUUAUUAUCAUCCUUACAAUAAUUUCAUAUUAUAUUCUAAUUGCCAAAUAGGGAGUACCGAAAAACCAAAAAUAUUAUUAGAAAAAAAAAAAGAACUAGAGAGAAAAAAAAUUGAUAACUUUGUAUUAACUGAAACUUCCAAUCAAAUAAAAAGAAGACAUGAUGAAAAAGAUAUCUUUUACUCAAAUAAAAUAUUGAAGAUUUCAUCAGAAAAUAAUAAUAGAAAUAAAAAAAUAAAUGACUCUUUUUUGAUUAAUAAUCUAAAAAAAAAAAUAAUAGAAGAUUCAAUUGAAACGAAUAAUAUUAAUAAUAGAAUAGCAAAUGGUUUUUUUAAAAUACACGAUUUAUUUAUAAAUAUAUUACAAAAUUUAAUUGAAGCAAAUCUAUUAAAAGAAAAGGAAAACUAUGGCAUAUUUGCAUCUAAUAAUUUUAAUAAAAUAAUAAACAAGAACUCUAUUGUAGCUAAUAAAAUAAUGAAAAAAAUAAGUAAUAUUUUAGUUUUAUCUCAAAAAUUGAAAGAACAAAUUAUAGAAUAUUCUACUGAAGUGGAUAAAAUAAAGAAAAAAAGAAUUAUUGAUUUAUUUGCUGAUAAUAAUUACAGUGAACAUAUAAUUAAUGAUUUAAAUGAGUUAAAUAAUUUAAAUGAAGAAAUAAAUACGGAUUUUAACGAAUCAAACCAUUUAAACAAAAAAAUAAUUGAUAAUUUAAAUUUAUAUAAUAAUUUGAAAGAAGAAAUCAAUGAAGAUUUAAUUUUAGCUAAUACUUUGAAAGAGGAAUUAAAUUAUUUAAUUGAAACAAAAAAUUUAAAGAAAAAAAUUGAAGAUUUAUUAAUCUCUAACGAUUAUUUGAAGAAACAAAAAAAAAAUAAUUUUAGACUAAAAGAAAUAUAUAAUUAUAUUAUUAUGAAUAAUUCCGAUGAAAAGGAUAAUAAUGAUCAUAUAUCAAAUAAAUUAAAUAGAGAAAUUAAAUAUUUUAUUGAAUCUAACAAGUCAAAGGAAAUAAUAAAAGAAUUAAUUAUAACUAAAAAUUUAAAGCAAAAAGCAAGUGAAUGUAUAGCUAUUGAUUGCAAAUUAAAUGAGAGAAUGAAUGAUAUGAAAUAUAGAGAAAGUAAAGAAAAUAAUGAAAGACUUCAUAAUAUUAUUUUAAGUAAUUCCAUAAAUAAAAAAAUAAGAAAUUCCAUCAUAAAUGAAAAUUACAAAGGAAAAUUAAUUGAUUUAAUUGUGGCUAAUAAUUUUAACGAAUAUAUAAUAAAUGAUUUUAAUAUCAGUAAUACUGUAAAAGAACUUAUAAUUGAUAAUAUAUUUUUAAGUAAUUAUUUAAAAGAUAUAUUUAUUAUUAACUUCAUAGUUAUUAAUUAUUUAAAGGAAGAAAUGAUUAAUGAUUUUAUUGUAGCAAGUAAUUCAAAUGGGAGAAUAGAUGAAAAUUUAAAUAUAGAUAAUAUUCCUAUAAUAAAAAAAAAAAAUUCAAUAAAAAACAAUAAUUCUAUUAAAAAUUUUAAAGAUAAUUUUAAUGUAACUAAUAAUUUAUAUAAAGAAAUUAACUUUUUUGUUGAAAAUGAUAACUUAGAUAGUAAAACAAAUGACUCAUUUUACAAUGAAAAUUCAUAUGACCAUAUAAACGAUUCAAUUAAAGUAAAUAAUACAAAAGAAGAAUCAGAUGAUGAGUUAAAUGUACCUGAUAAAUUAUUUAAAAAGUUGAAAAAUUUCUUAUAUGAAAUAUACAAAUUAAAUAAAAAAAUAAUAAACAAUUUAAAUAAGUCUAAUAAUGUGUUUGAAAAUAUAAUUUCCUAUCUGAAUGAAAAUAAUUCAUUAAAGAUGAACUUGCUUAAUAAUUUUAUUGAAGUUAUUAAUUUAAGAGAUAAAGUAAUUGAUUCCUUAACAGGUAAUAAUUCAAUAGAAAAGAUGGAUUGCUUAGUUACGGAUAAUAGCUUAUAUAAAAAUAUAAUGAAUAUAGAUUUUAAAAAAAAGAGAGAAGAAGAAAAAAAGAAGUUAUAUUAUGAAAAAAAUUAUAUAGUAACUCGUGCUAUUAUUAUUGAUGAGUUACCAGUUACGGAACUAGAAUAUUCAGAAGAAUUUAGAGAUAGUUGUGUAUCUUCUAUGCAAUUUGUAUUUAAUCGUGUAGAUUUUUGUAAACAGGAACAUUUGAAAUAUUCGAAAGAAAAAAAUUUCUCAAAAUAUUUAGAAUGUUAUACAAUUCACCCCAUAAUAAUUUUUAUAAAUUCAUAUGAACAAAUAAAAACAGUUAAUACAUUACUAGGAGUUGAUAUUAAUUACUCUCCGUAUGUUCAUUUUAUAAAACUGAAAAAAAUACAUCCACUGUAUCUUGAAAAAAUAUUAACUGAAAGAUAUUAUUGUAAAAUGAUAAAUUCAAAUAAAGAAACAAAAGAAAUUAUAAAACAUUAUGCACAUAACUGCAAUGGAGAUAUAAGGUCUUGUUUUAAUGCUUUGGAUUUUUUAAAUAGAAUUCCAGAUCUACAUAAAAUGUCUUUUGAAGAAAUAAAUAAUGUUUCUACUAUAUGCCAAAAUGAUAUAUUUGGUUUUGUUAAAAAAGUAUUAUAUCGUAACAUUUGUACAGAAAUAAUUUCAGAAAGAGAUAUACAAUCAUCAAAUUGUUUAAAAUACGAUUUUCAUUUAAGUAGUCCAUUUAAAAAUAAAAAUGAAGAUAAAUAUACUGAAGAUAUUACAAAUAAAAAUAUACACACAUCUAUAAGCUUGAUGGAUAAUGAAGAAAUAUAUAAAAUCAAUAAUACAAUGGAUAAUGUUUUAGAAAUGAAAAAUAAAACAAAAAAUUCAAAUCCUUUAAUUAUUAAUAAAAAAGAAUUAAAGAAUGAUAAUAACGUAUCUGAUAGCAUAAAUAAAAAAAAUAGUGUUUAUAUGAACAUAUUUGAAGAAUUAGAUAAUAAAGCUGAUAUUAUGAAUAUAUCUGAGAAAUUUCAAAUUUUAUCAUUAUUAAAAGAAAAUUAUUUAUUUUUCUAUAAUAGUUUAUCUGAUAUUGCAAGAUUAAUUUCAAAUUUGAGUAUUAUUGAUUUUUCUUUUCAUGGAGCUGAUUGCUCAAAUCUUUUAAUGAGGAAAUCAUAUGAUAAUUUAAAUGGUGAUAUUAUAAGAUUUAUAAAUGAUCAUUUUAGAUUAACAUAUAGAUAUUAUUUUUCAUGUAACAGAAAUCCUAGAGUUCCAAUUGGAAAUCCUUCAUUCCCUCCUAAUUCAGAAGAGAAAUAUACGUUAGACGUAAUUAAAAAAAAAAAACUUCAAUAUUCAAUACAAAACCCAGAUUCAUUCAAAAUACCUUUUACAUUUAAAACAAAUCCCAUGAAUAAAUAUUACCACCAUUUUAGCAUAGUAAGAAAAGAACUGUAUGACAGAUAUAUUAUGAUUGCAAUUAAAAAAUUAAUUAAUCAAAAUAAAAAUAACAUUGAUAUAAUUGCAUCCAAAUAUAGUUUUUUUUUAAGAGGAAACCAUGAAUUAUUCUCUAGUUUUUUUCCUUGUUAUAUAUUGUUGAUUAUAGAAUACUGGAAUAGCCAGUUUAAAAAGGAACAUAACGAUAUAAAUGAAGAUAAAAACAUUUCGUCUUUAAAUAAAAGUGACUUAAAUAUGAAUCCAAUGCUUUAUUUUAAUAAAUUUCAUGAAAUAACUUGUCAUUUCAAAUUAAAUGUAGAUGAAAAUAGAAAAAUAAGUGAACAUGCUAAUGAUAUAAUUUCUUUUACUGAAACAUUUAUUACACCCAAAUUUAUAGCUCUUUUUUUUCCUUCUUAUUUAAAAUAUUUAAACAAUGAAACUAAACAAAAAAAAAAUGUAAAAAAUUUAAUUGGAAAACAAGCAGUAUCAAUAGAAACAUAUUUUGAAAUGAGAAAUUUACUUCGGUUACAUGAUAUGGAAUUAUAUAAUUAUUUUUUUAGUUAUUAA
Molecule: messenger RNA, 4230 nt
Organism: Plasmodium gallinaceum
Lineage: Eukaryota; Apicomplexa; Aconoidasida; Haemosporida; Plasmodiidae
Product: conserved Plasmodium protein, unknown function
Exons: 1
Coding region: 1-4230 (1409 amino acids)
Source: RefSeq, a predicted model, not a curated record